Messenger RNA from Manihot esculenta (cassava), 2097 nucleotides. RefSeq names its product amidophosphoribosyltransferase, chloroplastic. Lineage: Eukaryota; Viridiplantae; Streptophyta; Magnoliopsida; Malpighiales; Euphorbiaceae. The record is from RefSeq and is a predicted model, not a curated record. Gene Ontology annotation, cellular component: cytoplasm. Gene Ontology annotation, molecular function: amidophosphoribosyltransferase activity. Gene Ontology annotation, biological process: purine nucleobase biosynthetic process; purine nucleotide biosynthetic process. The transcript has a single exon. Bases 102 to 1865 code for a protein of 587 amino acids.
UUUAACCGUAAAAUUACUCCAAUCCCUUUCACGCUCUCUCGCUCUCACGCCCUCUUCUUCUUCUCCUCCUCCUACUUCUCCCGUCCCUCGUCUGCGUUCCUAUGGCCGCCUCCUCUACUACCAAUCUCUCCAGAACCUCUCUCUACUUAAAUUCCAGUUCUCAAGCUUCCCAGAAAGCUUCUCUCCCCUUCCUUCCCAAAACCCUACAUAAACCCUCUUUUUUUCCUGUCACACCCUCUUCCGUCUCUAACACCCGCAAAGCUCUCCUCACUUUCUCUUCCAACAACCCCAUCUCUCAUGUUAUCUCGGCAAAUGAAAACUACCCAGAUGAUUCUUCUUUCGGUUUCCAUUUUGAUGAUGACGAUAAACCCCGUGAAGAGUGUGGUGUUGUGGGUAUCUAUGGCGACCCAGAAGCCUCUCGUCUUUGCUAUUUAGCUCUUCAUGCUUUGCAGCAUCGAGGCCAAGAAGGUGCCGGUAUUGUUUCUGUCAAUAAUAACGUUCUGCAAUCUGUUACCGGUGUCGGGUUAGUCUCUGAUGUCUUUAACGAAUCAAAACUUGAUAAGCUACCUGGUGAUUUAGCUAUAGGGCAUGUCAGAUAUUCUACUGCAGGGUCUUCUAUGCUUAAAAAUGUUCAACCUUUUGUUGCUGGGUACCGGUUUGGAUCUGUUGGGGUUGCCCACAAUGGGAAUCUAGUGAAUUACAGGAAAUUGAGGGCUGACCUUGAAGAUUCUGGUUCGAUUUUUAAUACUAGUUCUGAUACAGAGGUUGUUUUGCAUUUGAUUGCGAUUUCCAAGGCUAGGCCUUUCUUUCUGAGGAUUGUUGUUGCAUGCGAGAAGUUAGAAGGAGCCUAUUCUAUGGUGUUUGUGACAGAGGAUAAGUUGGUUGCGGUGAGGGACCCUUUUGGGUUUAGGCCUUUGGUUAUGGGGAGAAGAAGUAAUGGUGCUAUUGUGUUUGCUUCUGAGACUUGUGCUCUUGAUUUGAUUGAGGCUACGUACGAGAGAGAAGUUAAUCCUGGUGAGGUUUUGGUGGUGGAUAAAGAUGGAAUUCAAUCGCUUUGCCUAUUGCCCCACCCUGAACCAAAGCAAUGCAUAUUUGAGCAUAUUUACUUUGCUUUGCCUAAUUCAGAAGUAUUUGGUAGGUCUGUUUAUGAGUCGAGGCGACUUUUUGGUGAAAUACUUGCUACUGAGACUCCUGUUGAUUGUGACGUUGUGAUUGCAGUCCCAGAUUCAGGAGUGGUGGCUGCACUUGGUUUUGCAGCUAAAGCAGGUGUGCCAUUUCAACAAGGAUUGAUAAGGUCACAUUAUGUGGGAAGAACUUUCAUUGAGCCAUCACAGAAGAUUAGGGACUUUGGUGUUAAGCUUAAGCUCUCACCAGUAAGGGGAGUGUUGGAGGGGAAAAGAGUUGUGGUUGUGGAUGAUUCAAUUGUGAGAGGAACUACCUCGUCAAAAAUUGUUAGGUUGAUUAAGGAGGCUGGGGCUAAGGAGGUUCAUAUGAGGAUUUCGAGCCCUCCAAUUAUUGCUUCUUGUUACUAUGGAGUAGAUACACCAAGUUCUGAGGAGCUGAUAUCUAAUAGAAUGACUGUGGAGGAAAUCAGGGAGUUCAUUGGGUGUGAUUCUCUUGCCUUUCUACCAUUGGAUAGCUUGAAAAAAUUUUUGGGCGAUGAUUCUCCAAACUAUUGUUAUGCUUGCUUCUCUGGGAGGUACCCAGUUCUGCCAAAGGAAGUUAAAGUGAAAAGGGUUGGUGAUUUUGUGGAUGAUGGGUUGAACGGAAGCAUUGAAUCCAUUGAUGGGGGUUGGGUUCAAGGACCUCGAAAUCAGGAUAUGGAGAAAAAAAGGGAUGUCCAGAAGUUAUCAUCCUUGUCAUGAUAUAUUAUUCUUUGGGUUUAGCUUCAAUUUGCGGAUAUUGAUGGAUCAUUAAGAGUAUCAACCGUCAAGGAUUUGAUGCAGAGAGUGGCAAGUAUUUCAAUGAUUCUUCUAUAUGAAACUUUAUAUGCUUCCUUGGAUAAUUGAGGUUCCAAAACUAGAACUUUAACAAUUUUGUUGGGUCUUGUAAAGCUUACAAGAUUUUAAUUUGAGAAGCUCUUGGUUUUAUCUUUAA